AUGUCGUCUUCACUAAAUGAAGCUGCGGUUGAAGAAGAAGAGCUUUAUUCCAGUUGGGCUUUAUUGAUCCAAACUGUUUUAUUAAUUCUUGCAUUAUGGACAAGUUACUAUUUACAAAUAAAACAAAUUCGAUCUAUUCAUGAGACGGUUAUAUCAAUAUUUGCCGAUUCUUUGUCCCUUACCCUACUUGACUCUAUGAUUUUUGGUUCAGUUCUUUCAGCAACUGAUCCUGUGACUGUACUUACAAUAUUUCAAACACUGAAGGUUGAUCCACAAUUGUAUUCAAUCAUUUUCGGUGAGAGUAUAUUGAACGAUGCCACCGCCAUCGUACUUUAUGA
Racocetra persica is the source of this 338-nucleotide messenger RNA. Lineage: Eukaryota; Fungi; Glomeromycota; Glomeromycetes; Diversisporales; Gigasporaceae. The record is from the annotation of a GenBank genome assembly.